AUGGCAGAUAGUCGUCUAUUACCGGUGCCCAAACCUGUAGAACUGACAGGAGAUGUAUCAGAAAAUUGGGAAAUUUUCAAAGAUGAAUGGGCCAGCUAUGAGAUUGCUACAGAGAAGAACAAGAAACCAAAGGAAAUCCGAGUAGCAACACUGAAGACCGUAAUUGGUAGAGAUUGCCUGGACAUUCUAAGGAACUUAGAUAUUCCAGCAGACCCUGGUCAGCCAGAUGCAGACCCCAGGCAAGACCCAGAUAAGAUUAUAGACGCCUUAGAUAAGCACUUCAAACCUCUGAAGAACACUGUAUACGAGAGAUACAAGUUCAAUACCUGUGAACAAGCACCAGGAGAAAGUAUUGAAGUGUACGUGGCUCGCUUGAGGAAACUAGUGUCUACAUGUGAGUAUGGCGCUCUGAAAGAGGAGAUGCUGCGCGAUAGAAUCGUGCUCGGAAUCUGCGAUAACAAGGUGAGAAUGCGACUGUUAAAGCAGAAAAACCUCACAUUGCAAGCAGCACUAGAAGAGUGCAAGACAAGUGAGACAACAAACAAACAGAUCAAGGCAAUGCAGACUGCAGAGACAGUGCAUUAUGCCAAGACAAAGCCAAAUCCAAGUCAAGGCAAAGCAAAGACAAAGUUCCAGCAGCCACAGAGAAGGAUGCAACCACAAGUUAACAACUGCGGUUACUGUGGAAGAGCCCAUGCUAGAGACAAGGGUAAAUGCCCAGCAUUUGGAAAGAAAUGCGCGAAGUGCGAUAGGCCCAACCACUUCGCCCGGGUUUGCAAAGCAUCCAGCAAGAAGAUAAACAUGGUACAAGACAACGUGGCAGAAGAUGACGAAGAAGUGUACACUGUAGGCUCUGUGUCAAGCAAUAACAAGAAAUGGUACAUAGACCUGAAGAUGAGUGAUGGAAAAUCUCUAAGCUGUCAGAUUGACACAGGAGCUACAUGCAAUGUGAUUAGCGAAGAUGACUUCCGGAAGUUCGGGCACAAGAUGAAACCAAGUAAAGCCAGAUUGAAGCUAUAUGAUGGUUCUAUCCUUCAGCCAGUAGGGCAAGGCAUCUUGAAGACGAGACAUCAAGACAGUAUCAUAGAUCUGGAAUUCCAGAUUGUCAAGACACGUCAGAAUCCUCUACUGUCAGCUGAAACAUGUACCAAAUUAGGACUGAUCACCCUAAACACGGUCAACCAAGUCAACAACAGCAAGACAGAACAGAUAGUUGAGGAGUACGCAGACGUCUUUGAAGGAUUGGGAUGCCUCCCAGGAGAAUAUCACAUUGAGAUUGACAAAGAAGCAAAACCAGUACAGCAUCUACCACGACGGGUACCUGUUCCUUUGAAAGCGGAACUGAAGAAGAAAAUCGACGAACUAGAGAAGAAACAAGUGAUUGCCAGAGUCACGAAACCGACGAAGUGGAUCUCAAGUAUGGUUGUCGUAAAGAAACCAGGCAAGAUGAGAAUAUGCCUAGACCCCAAGGAUCUAAACAUGGCACUACACCGACCGAAGUACCAGAUCCCCACCCUUGAUGAAGUCCUACCAAGGCUUGCCAAGGCCAAAGUGUUCUCAGUGCUAGAUGCCAAAGACGGAUUUUGGCAGGUCAAGUUAGAUGAGGAGAGCAGCUAUCUAACCACAUUUUGGACGCCGUUCGGCCGAUUCCGGUGGUGUCGCAUGCCCUUUGGGAUUUCCACCGCUCCUGAAGAAUACCAAAGAAGACAGCACGAGGUACUGGAAGGUCUACAGGGAGUUGACGUCAUCGCUGAUGACAUACUGGUCUUCGGAUGUGGUGAAACUGAAGAAGAAGCUGACAGAGACCACGAUGAAAAUCUGCGUAACCUGCUCAAACGCGCACGAGAGAAGAAUCUGAAACUAAACAAGCGAAAAUUGAGGCUCAAGCUAAAGCAAGUGCCAUACAUGGGACAACUACUAACGGCAGAUGGCCUGAAACCAGACCCAGAAAAGGUCAAGGCUAUCACAGAGAUGAAGACGCCAGAUGAUCUCCGAUCUCUACAGAGGUUCCUCGGAAUGGUCAAUUACCUCGCUAAGUUCUUGCCACACCUGUCUGAUGUGUGCGAACCACUGAGACGGCUAACAGACAAAGACGCAGUCUGGGUAUGGCUUGAAACACAUGACCAAGCAGUGAAAGAGGUCAAGAAGCUGGUGACAGCACAGCCAGUACUACAAUACUACGACGUAGAGAAAGAGGUGACCAUACAGGGAGAUGCAAGCGACAAGGGACUUGGAGCGGCGCUCCUGCAGGAAGGACGCCCGGUAGCGUAUGCUUCGCGAGCUCUAACCCCGACAGAACAGAACUAUGCGCAGAUCGAGAAAGAGUGCUUAGCAAUUGUCUUUGCAGCACAGAAGUUCAACCAGUACAUCCACGGCAGAGAAGUGGUAACUGUACAAUCAGAUCACAAGCCUUUGGAAGUGAUUUUUAAGAAGCCUCUCCUCGACGCACCGAAGAGGCUACAAAGAAUGAUGCUCCGUCUGCAGAAAUACCACCUAAAGGUGACGUACCGUAAAGGUUCAGAAAUGUAUAUCGCAGACACUCUCUCAAGAGCCUACCUGACGAGGACCAUGAACGAGACUAGGCGAGACGAGUAUGAGAUACUCAAGAUCCAGGAAGCAAAGAAAGAGGAUCAAGAAAUCGAACAAGUAACACCCGCUGAGUACAUCCAAGUGUCCGAUAUGACGAUAGACAGGGUACGUCGACACACUCAGCAAGAUGAAGUCAUGAGAGAAUUGAUGAAGACAAUAAAGAAAGGAUGGCCAGAAAACAAGACGCAGCUUAAGAAAGAAGUCCGUGACUAUUGGACAUUCAGGGACGAAGUCAGCAUGCACGAUGGCAUUGUAUACAAGGGACAAGCGAUAGUCGUCCCAGCAGAGCUGCGAGAAGAGAUGAUACAGAAGACACAUGCCAGCCACCAAGGAGCAGAAGCAUGUAUCAGACGAGCCAGAGAAACCAUAUUCUGGCCUGGGAUGAGUGCACAACUGCGAGAAAGAAUCGGACGAUGUGACAUCUGCAAAACCUAUCAGCCGAAGCAGCAGAGGGAACCGCUCAUGCCACAUCCAACUCCAACAACGCCAUGGAGCAGAGUGUCGAUGGAUCUGAUGACAUUGGAAAACCGACACUAUCUGAUCACAGUAGAUAACUACUCCGACUACUGGGAGAUAGACGAGCUUCACCAGAAUACCACAGCCAAGAAUGUGAUACACAAGACCAAGCAGAACUUCAGCAGACAUGGAAUACCCAUGGAAGUUGUCACCGACAACGGACCCCAGUUUGCAUCAGAGGAGUUCAAGCAAUUCGCAAAGACGUGGAACUUUCGACAUGUGACAACAUCACCGUAUCACAGUCAAGCCAACGGCAAAGCAGAAUCGGCAGUAAAGAUUGCCAAGAACCUGCUUAAGAAAGCAGCAGCAGAUGGACAGGACCCCUGGGUCUCCAUCUUGGCAUGGAGGAACACUCCAACACAAGGACAAGGCAGCAGUCCUACGCAACGACUAAUGUCAAGAAGGACGCGAACGCAAGUGCCAAUCAACACACAAGCACUAGAGCCAAAGGUAGUACCGAACGUCCACAAUAACAUCAACAAGAGAAAGGCCAGAGCGAAGAGGUAUUACGACAAAGGCACGAGAAGUCUUCCACCAAUACAACCAGGACAACAAGUGCGUGUAGAGUUAACACCACAGAAAGCAGCACAGUGGAAAUAUGGCACGUGUGUGCAACGUGUAGCACCAAAGUCGUACGAAGUAGAAGUCGACGGAGCCAAGUACAGGAGAAACCGAAAGCACAUACGCGACACAACAGAAGAACAGAAACCAUCAACAGAUGUAGAUGAGACAACAACAGCUCCAGCAACUGCAACACCAGAGUCGACAGCAGAAACAACGACAACUACGACUGAACCAACGCCGUAUGUCACACGGUCAGGCCGAACUGUAAAAGCGCCAGACCGUAUGGACUUGUAA
Molecule: messenger RNA, 3963 nt
Organism: Branchiostoma floridae (Florida lancelet)
Lineage: Eukaryota; Metazoa; Chordata; Leptocardii; Amphioxiformes; Branchiostomatidae
Exons: 1
Coding region: 1-3963 (1320 amino acids)
Biological process (GO): DNA integration
Molecular function (GO): nucleic acid binding
Source: RefSeq, a predicted model, not a curated record